UCUUAUUGCCACUGAGUUGCGCUUCUCCUCCUCAGGCUGCAGGAAGGAGCCGCCCGGCGCUUCGCACUUCCCCACGGUCCCCACCCUCCGCCUGGAUGCCCGUCGGAGCCUCUAAGCCGCCAGGCAGCAGCAGUGUCCCACUUGCAGGUGCCCGGCGGUAGCCAGGCGUGGUGCCCCGCACUCUCCCCCAACAGAGCCCGACCCCCUCCCUCCCGGGCCGGACCCCUGGCUUGGAGACAUCUUCCGGGGCUUCCAGAAGCCGCCAGGAUUUUUGUUUUGUUUUGUUUUGUUUUGCUUUUGUUUUUUUGCUGUCAGUUGGCUUUCUAGCCUCUUUGGAAAUGGCAGCGGCCGCGACGCCUGGAAAAGGAGCGAGUGUGGGAAAAGGGAGAGGAAACCGGAGCUAACUGACGGGAUGCAGGCGACUUGAGACACACACAAAAAGAAGCGUCUCUGCCACCGGGCUCCAGCUGCGGCUGCGGACCUAGCGUUCUGCCCCUAACUCCAGCCGCAGGAUUUAAGAGCUAAGAGGAGUUGUGUGCUGUGAGGGGUGGUUUUUUUCUCUCUCUCUCCUUCUACAAUCAGAAAGGAAGAUGGAUUGGGGACUUCUCCUGCACUGGGCAGCCCUCACCUUCACCCUAGCCAGGGCUUUAAGGAGCGAUAAAUGCGGUGAUAAUAUAAAAAUUGUAAACCCUGGGUACCUUACUUCUCCUGGCUAUCCUAAUUCCUAUCAUCCAAGCCAAAAAUGUGAAUGGCUGAUUCAGGCUCCUGAACCAUACCAGAGAAUUAUGAUCAACUUCAACCCUCACUUUGAUUUGGAGGACAGAGACUGCAAGUAUGAUUACGUUGAAGUGAUUGAUGGAGAUAAUGCAAAUGGCCGCGUAUGGGGAAAGUACUGUGGAAAAAUUGCUCCCGCUCCUCUGGUGUCUUCAGGACCAUUUCUCUUCAUUAAAUUUGUCUCUGAUUAUGAAACUCAUGGAGCAGGAUUUUCCAUCCGCUAUGAAGUUUUCAAAAGAGGACCUGAAUGUUCCAGAAACUUUACUUCACCAAGUGGAGUGAUAAAAUCUCCAGGAUUCCCUGAAAAAUAUCCCAAUAGCCUUGAAUGCACAUACAUUGUCUUUGCACCAAAGAUGUCAGAGAUUAUACUAGAAUUUGAAAGCUUCGAACUAGAACCUGAUUCAAAUCCUCCUGGCGGAGUGUUCUGUCGGUAUGACCGAUUGGAAAUCUGGGAUGGAUUCCCCGAGGUUGGCCCCCACAUAGGGCGUUAUUGUGGACAGAACACACCAGGCCGAGUGCGCUCUUCAACUGGAAUCCUUUCAAUGGUUUUUUAUACCGACAGUGCGAUAGCAAAAGAGGGAUUCUCAGCAAACUACAGCAUCUUACAGAACAGUGUCUCAGAAGAUUUCCAGUGCAUGGAACCACUAGGUAUGGAAUCAGGAGAAAUUCACUCUGACCAAAUCACUGUCUCCUCCCAGUAUAGCACCAACUGGUCUUCAGAAAGGUCCCGGCUAAAUUACGCUGAAAAUGGAUGGACCCCUGGAGAAGAUUCCAGUAGAGAAUGGAUACAGGUAGACCUAGGCCUUCUCCGAUUUGUCUCUAGCAUCGGGACCCAGGGAGCCAUCUCAAAGGAAACUAAGAAAAUAUAUUUUGUGAAAUCAUACCGAGUAGAUGUCAGCUCUAACGGAGAAGAUUGGAUUACACUAAAAGAGGGAAACAAACCUUUGGUAUUUCAAGGGAAUGUCAACCCCACUGAUGUUAUUCAUAGGAUUUUUCCCAAGCCAGUGUUAGCACGAUUUGUUCGGAUCAGACCUGCAAGCUGGGAAAAUGGGAUAUCGCUGAGAUUUGAAGUUUAUGGCUGUAAGAUAACAGAUUAUCCUUGCUCUGGGAUGUUGGGUAUGGUGUCUGGACUCAUUACCGACUCUCAGAUUACAGCAUCUAGUCAAGUUGACCGAAACUGGAUCCCAGAAAAUGCUCGUCUUAUAACAAGUCGUUCAGGCUGGGCACUGCCACCAACUACUCACUUGUAUACGAAGGAAUGGCUUCAAGUCGACCUCGGUGAGGAGAAAAUGGUGCGGGGCAUAAUUGUUCAGGGAGGCAAGCUCCGAGAAAACAAAGUGUUCAUGAAAAAAUUCAAGAUUGGCUACAGCAAUAAUGGAUCCGAUUGGAAAAUGAUCAUGGAUGCCAGUAAGAAGAAGAUAAAGACUUUUGAAGGCAACACCAACUAUGAUACGCCUGAGCUACGUACUUUUGAACCCAUAACAACCAGAUUAAUCCGUGUCUACCCUGAGAGAGCCACACAUGGAGGACUGGGGCUGAGAAUGGAACUACUGGGCUGUGAAUUUGAAGCACCGACAUCAGUCCCUACCACUACAGAGGGCAAUCCUGUAGAUGAGUGUGAUGAUGACCAGGCAAACUGUCACAGCGGAACAGGUGAUGACUACCAACUGACAGGUGGUACUACAGUGCUGACUACAGAAAAGCCGACAGUAAUAGACAGUACAGUACAGCCAGAGUUGCCAGCAUAUGGUUUCAACUGUGGAUUUGGUUGGGGAUCUCACAAGACUUUGUGCCACUGGGAACACGACAGCCAAGUAGAUUUAAAGUGGUCAGUGCUGACUAGCAAAACUGGGCCUAUUCAAGAUCAUACAGCAGGAGAUGGCAAUUUCAUUUACUCACAAGCUGAUGAAAACCAGAAAGGCAAGGUUGCACGGCUGCUAAGCCCUGUGAUUUACUCUCAGAACUCUGCACACUGCAUGACUUUCUGGUAUCAUAUGUCUGGGCCCCAUGUUGGCACCUUGAAGAUCAAACUGAGAUACCAGAAGCCAGAUGAAUAUGAUCAGGUUCUGUGGACACUGAGUGGACAUCAGGGGAACUGUUGGAAAGAAGGACGUGUCCUUCUUCACAAGUCUGUGAAACAUUAUCAGGUGGUUGUCGAGGGAGAAAUUGGAAAAGGACAUGGAGGAAUUGCUGUAGAUGACAUUAAUAUUGACAACCACAUAGCACAAGAGGAUUGCCAAAAAUCAACUGAUGUGGAAAAUGAAAUAGACGAAGACGACCCAGAAAUUAAUCAAACAGGGUUUACUCCUCAGAAUCGUGAGCAUGAAGACCACUACAAUGAUAAUGUCGCCAGAAAGCAAGGCAAUGUGCUGAAGACCCUAGACCCCAUUCUUAUUACUAUUAUAGCCAUGAGUGCACUUGGGGUGCUUCUAGGAGCCAUCUGUGGAGUUGUCCUGUACUGUGCCUGUUGGCACAAUGGAAUGUCAGACAGGAACUUAUCUGCACUGGAGAAUUACAAUUUUGAACUUGUGGAUGGUGUAAAAUUGAAAAAAGAUAAACUAAACACACAGAAUUCUUAUUCGGAAGCAUGAAAGUAAAAAGCAACUAAAGAAGUUUCAAGAGAAUUGGAAUGGAAGGACAUAUCGUGAUUGUGCUGGGGAACUGUCCAUCUUCUUUUACUGUAUAGGCUGAAAAGUGCGUUGAUAACGCUGAGCCAAGCUUUUCUCAGGAGCUUCAAUGAGUAUAACUGAUAAACAUGGACAACAAUCUGUGUUAACAAUCUGAAUCAUGUACAGUCUGCUUUUCCUGUUGGUUUUAUUUGGAAUAAUCUAAUGCUGGUGUUGAGACCAAGUAUGAUUGACUUAUAGUUCAUUUUGUCUUUCUUUUUCUCCUUCUCUCUUGGUUUUCUUUUAUGGAUAGUUUUAUUUUUAUUGUGCAAAAUCCGAGAUGCUGUCACAAAGUGUAUUCAGUGGGGUCCUUUUGAUGGACAUGCUGUCUGUAGCUCAGUGCCCAGAAAAUAUUGGAGUAAUGGCAAUUUAGUGGACUCCUGCACCUGUAUUUUGUGUAUAAUUGCUCGUGUUGUGCAUAGGCAAAAAAGGAUUAGGGUGUUUUUGAAAAGUACUGUAGCAUCAGUACUGAUAUAGUGUGUCAGCUCUGUUUACGAAGCAAUACGGUCAAAUUUUAUUGAUGUUUUUCAGUGUUGUACUAAACUUCGUGCUUGUGAAUUCCAUACAAGAAUAUGUGCCAUCAUCAGACACAACUGGCAACCGAGUGUACUGCCCAGAAUCUAAACAAAAAGUCCUUGGCACUGACUAGUGUAUGUCCUCUCAAGUGCCUUUUUGUUUGUACUGCUUCUCAUUGUGUUAACAUUAACUACAGCUCUGUUUCCCUCCCGUUAAAGCCCUUGUCUUUAAUCAUAUUCUGGUGGCUCAUUGACUAAAAAGAAAGUAUAUUUUAGUGUAAGAAAGUAGCCUCGGAAAGGCAAGGGCUAAUCAUAUUUGACAAAUUAGCUUGAUUGUUCUGCUUUCUGUAUUUCAAUUUCAUGUCUCUUGACCCUUUUGUAUAAAGCUGCAAUAUUCCCUUUUAUUGUUCUUUCAUAUAGAAUGUAUUUUCAAAUGUAAACUCUCUCUUUCUUUCUCUCUUUCUCUCUGAGUAGAUUGCAUAAGCAUAUGCCAUUGUAAAGGAAUGAAAACUGCAGCUUUAACUUGCUGGUAAUGGCAAAGGAUUUUAUUAGACUUUGUGUUAAAAAAAAUAAGGGAAAAUUCGUAACCCUCCAAAGUCGAACUUUGGGUUUCUUGUUAACAGCAUAAAGUGACAGUAUCUUUUUUCCUUAGUCGUGAAACAUGUAUUGUACCCAAUCCAAGAUGCCUAUUAAUAGAUAGUUACAGAUGUGAAAAUUAUUAAGAAUUUCCUUAUUGAAAGAUUGCCUCCAAAACAAGAAACAUUCCCCUCCCCUGGUUCUAUUCUCCCCUUGAAGUGUGUAUGUAUUCAUGCUAAUCAGGGUUUCUCAUGUUCUAUGACAGAAUAAGAUCCCACACUGUACAUAGAACAUGAACAUUUAGGCCAAGUUAUAUCAAAUGGUGUCCAGGCCUUUUGGCUAUUGGCUACAAGUGAAUAAGCAGCACUCUUUAUAGGGUGUACUGCUUCUUUGUACCCUCAGCUUUUUGGAUAGAUACAGCUGGUUGAAUAAUGUAAACAAAUAUUCACAAAUAAUGUGUUUGAUGAUUGAUGUGACAAAUUUGUCAAAUAAAUUGUUCAGCAAAUAAUACUCAGCCACUUAUGCAGCUGGUCCAACAAGGUAAGAAGAAAUGAGUUACUGAGGGCAAGAUUGUCACUGCCCUUUGGUAUCCAGGUAGGGGAGUAAGGGUCUGUGAGAACUAUCCCCACAGCCCUUUCAUGGCCUGGCUGAUCACCAUUGCAGAUGAAAGUGUGAAAUCAGCCUCUUGCACAAGCAAGUGUGUGGGAAGUGGGGCAAGAGGGAUGGAAGUGGGCAGAACUUUGAUACCACAUGCCCCUAAUAUACCAACCAGUGGAUUUAUUUCAACACAAAGGUUUUUGGGGGAAGUGAGUCUCAGUAAAGCACUGCAGUGAUUUGCUUCCUCCUUGGAGCAAAGUGGAACCAGGGAAAUAAUUGUGAUUUUUAGGAUGCAUAGUUCUUUCCCCGAGCUGCUUCCAUAGGACAGCUAUGCAGUAUCUCUAUGCAGGGCUAGGACUAAGUAGGCCUCAAUCUAGCCCUGAAUAAUUUAAGUGAUAAAUGUAAUCAAUAUUCAUCAGAUAAAUGGUUCCAGGUAUAUUAUUCAACCAGUCCUAAUGAUAGACCAAAAAGUCUUACAGAAAAUCCACGUGUAUCCUUGUAACAGGGCAGUGGGGAUGAGAAAGUUUAACUAUUUUACAAUAAGACAAAAUAGAAAAAAACCUAUUAGUUGCUAAUACUAUGAACUCCUUCAGGAACAUAAGAAAAAGACAGAAAACCUUCAAAAGGUAGAGACUUAGGAUGAAAUCCUGCCCUUAUUCAAAUCACUGGUAAAACUCCCAUUGAUUCCAAUGCGGCCAGGAUUUUUAUCCAUCAUGUCCAACUCAUACAGUAAUCUAACCAUAUUGGUAUCAAGGCAGCUAGUUAAUUAUCCCAAAGAAGAUUGUUUUUCAAAAUUGUUUUCACUGCACUUGUAUCACAGUAGUGCAAUUUAAUUGCAUUAGGGUCUGUUCUUCCUUAGAUAAGAAAAUGUACAUUCCAUUAACCUACAUGCAUGUAUUGCCUUAUAAAAGAAAUCCAAAUUUGGGGGGCCUGAUCCAAAGUCUUUCCAGUAAUUUCAAUGGAUUUUGGAUCAACUCCUGGUCUUGGUCUAAUCUGAAUGGAAAAACUUGUUAAGAAACAAAAAAGAAUACAUCUCCCUUGGGUAUCCAGCCCUUAUUAUCAAAAUAAGAAUAUAGCACUGAUGAUUUGAUUUCUCUGAAGGUGUUGGAAUGAAAGUUGCCCUUCAAUAAAGGAAAAAUGAUACUGCAACUUUACAUUGAAAAAGUAUCUUGCACUGAUAAAUAUAUUUAAAAAUUAUAUGUUUAUAGAGUUAUUAAUUUGUAAAGGCAGUGUUACAAAAUGUUCAGUUUAUAUUGUUUUAGAUUGUUUCAUAAUUUUAAAGUGUAAAAUAACAUAUUUUUUUUCUUUAUUGAAAAACUAUAAAAAUCUUCUGUAGUAAAAUGAUUUCAUUUUACUGGUAUAUUAUUCCUUCAUGUUUUGUACCAUCAUAAAAUUUUGUGCAAAUUUUUUUUACAGAAAUUUUUAUUUUCUAUGACAAUAUGACACUUGUAAAUUGUUGUUUCAAAUGAACAGUGAAGCCUUAACUUUAAAUGACAUUUGUAUUCUCAGUCACUGAGUAGCAUAAAAACCACAUAGAACUGAACUGUAACUUAAAAUUUCCAAACUAUGACUACUACAUUCCAAAGAAACAGUUGAAUUAAACAUUUUCAUAAAAUA
This is a messenger RNA of Caretta caretta (loggerhead turtle), 6745 nucleotides long. RefSeq names its product neuropilin 1 (gene NRP1). Gene Ontology annotation, cellular component: axon; focal adhesion; plasma membrane. Gene Ontology annotation, biological process: neural crest cell migration; sprouting angiogenesis; positive regulation of endothelial cell migration. Lineage: Eukaryota; Metazoa; Chordata; Testudines; Cheloniidae. The record is from RefSeq and is a predicted model, not a curated record. Gene Ontology annotation, molecular function: semaphorin receptor activity; vascular endothelial growth factor binding; vascular endothelial growth factor receptor activity.